This is a messenger RNA of Leishmania braziliensis MHOM/BR/75/M2904, 1842 nucleotides long. RefSeq lists its product as hypothetical. NCBI's taxonomy places the organism in Eukaryota, Euglenozoa, Kinetoplastea, Trypanosomatida, Trypanosomatidae. The transcript has a single exon. Gene Ontology annotation, biological process: cilium assembly. Bases 1 to 1842 code for a protein of 613 amino acids. The record is from RefSeq and is a predicted model, not a curated record. Gene Ontology annotation, cellular component: centriolar satellite.
AUGCCGCUGGGGCGUAUGCAGGUGCGGCGACCACCGCGCCGUGUCGAGGUACCGGAAGACAACGGUGGCCUUGCUGCAGCUGCUGUUGUCGGCGCGACGACCUCAGCGACGGCCACGACCGCGAGCAGUCGCUCCCACUCGCCAACCGCUACUACGACAUCGGCGUCAUCGUCUUCUUCGGCGCUGCUGCAUCGCGAUACGUUCAUUCAUCAGGUGCGCCGCUACGAGGACGAGAACAUUCGAGCGCUGCUGCAUCAGCUGCCCAGCUCACCGAAGCAGCUGAUGCGACGCCUAGAGCAGUGCCAACAGGAAAUGAACCUGCUGAAGGAGGAAAAUAUACUUCUCAAAUCACGCGAAGUCGAGAUCUCGUCGCUGACGCUGCGGCUGCAGGAGCGCAUCAACGCUACUCAGAGUCAGGUGGAUCACAUCAAAGCCCAGGUACACCUUCAGCUGUCGAACCCAAUCACCGAGGAAGAGUAUCAGCGCAUCGAGGCACUAACAGAGGCACAGCGUGACCUCGUAGACGUCAUGAAGCUCGGCAUCUACCGUCAGCUCGGGUCUUUGCGUGCGUCACAGCAGGCGGCAACGAAGCGGGCCGCCGACCUUAGCACGUCCUUGGCGCAGCUGCAGCAGGAGAGCAGCGACAUGAAGGUGCGCCUGGCCGAGUACGAGUCCCAGGAAGAGGCGGAGAAGGAGAAGGCGGACAAGAAGGCGCGGCAGAUUGCCAGUCAGCAGGCUCGCAUCGCUGAGCUGGAGGGCCACAUCACGUCCCUCGAGGCAAAGGGCAAGUCCAUGUACGUGGACCAGGAGCAGUACCUCUCAGCAAAGUUGACGGCGCAGAUUAAAACGGACGAGGUGGCGCGUCUGUCCGUACGACUAGAGGAGUCGGAGAUGGACACACAGCGAUACCGCGCCAAUGCCGAGUGCACGGAGCAGAAGCUCGACAUCCUCAAGUCCGAGUACUAUGAAUUGAAGCUGCGCUACGGGCAGCGUGUUCUCGAGCUCGAGAGCGCCUUGAAGGCAUCGGAGGAGAAGCUCAAGACACUCGGCGACCUCGAGAUGGAGUCGCAGUUGUUCAUCUCCAAUCUAGCAGUAUCUUCACAGGGCGAGGUGGCUUUCGGUACCGACUCAGCAGUCACGGCCACAGGUCGUCCGGCGGACGCCUACGAAGGGUGGCUUGCCCUGCCCCGCUCCCGGAAGCUGGCGCACACCCUUGUCGUCACGAAGCGUUGCCUACACUUGGAGAACAAGGUUGCAGCGCUGGAGCACGACCUUGCAUUCAAGGAAGCGCAGAUGGCCCGCCUGCAGGUCGCUCUCGAUGGCGCCCGCGACGCACUGCACAACAUCAACAGUCCCUACGUGCUCGUGGAGAAGGCGAUGGCGGAGCUCACGGAUGAGAAUGAGGCGCUCAAGCAGAAGGUGAGCAUCCUGGAGCAGGACAAGAAGGAUCUGCAGCUAAAAGUGCAGCAGUACAGCAGCAACCUGCGUGUCUUGACGUAUCAUCGCGGAGAGCUGCUUCGCAUGAAGAAAAUGCUCCGUCAGCUCGGGCUUCGCGAAGGAUUCGUGUUCCCCGCGGGCGACGAGGAGGCGGAGGAGGUCGAGGGCCCGCCACUGCGGCAGCCGUCUGAAGCUGGCAGAAAGCAGACCAUACGCGUUGUGGGGGCAAGCGGCGGUAAUGUCGCCUCUCCCACGCAGCGGAAGGUGUCGAUGACGUCAUUGGCCAGCGCGGUAGCGCGCCGCAUCGACGGUGUCGAGGCUGAUAGCAGCGAGAUGCACCGGGUUCCUGGUAAUACGCCGCCUGCCUCGUUCGGCUCUUUGCGGCCAAUUGAAAUGAGAUUUUAA